This is a messenger RNA of Hydractinia symbiolongicarpus, 1339 nucleotides long. Its product is annotated as basic leucine zipper transcriptional factor ATF-like. The transcript has 4 exons. Gene Ontology annotation, molecular function: DNA-binding transcription factor activity, RNA polymerase II-specific; RNA polymerase II cis-regulatory region sequence-specific DNA binding. NCBI's taxonomy places the organism in Eukaryota, Metazoa, Cnidaria, Hydrozoa, Anthoathecata, Hydractiniidae. The record is from RefSeq and is a predicted model, not a curated record. Gene Ontology annotation, biological process: regulation of transcription by RNA polymerase II. Gene Ontology annotation, cellular component: nucleus. The coding region runs from base 139 to 642 and encodes 167 amino acids.
AAUUGAUUGAUCAACUCUAAAUGCAUAUCUAGAUAUUGAAAUCCAUAUGUUUUAUACAUGAAGAAAAGAGUUUUUAAACUAGCUGGCUGGUAAAAAAAUAUGAAAAUUUGAGUAGAGAGUACAAGGAUAGAAGACAAAAUGAGAAAAAAAGCCACAAAGGUUGACCGUGUUGGCAUCGAAGAUAUAAAUAUUGAUAACUACUCAGAUUACGAUUCUGUGGACAGUAACGAUAUUGACGUUAAAGAAGCGAUACGCUCAUCCAUCUCGCAAAAAACCAAACACAAAAGUUCUAUCCCAAGUGUGAAAUUAUCGACAUCUCCAAGAGACAGCGAAUCGGAUUUAGAGGCUGAGCUGGAUUUACAGCCCAGGAAGUCAAAGAAACCAAAGGUUGAAGACGAAGAAACAGCUUCAAUGAGAAGAGAGAGGAAUCGAUUAGCAGCUCAGAGAUGUCGCCAAAGAAGGAGAGAUAGAAUUGACAAGCUAGAACUGAUUUGCCAACGCCUUGAGAAUGAUGGUGAUAAAUUACAGGUGGAAAUCUCAGAUUUACGCAAAGAAAUGGAUAACCUGCAGAAAAUACUGUCCAAUCACAAAUGUAUGGCGAAACCUGUCAAAACUGAAAUCUUCAUGCCAUCUCGCAAAUAAUCAAUUUGAUUCGUUAAAAUCCUUGUUUUAAAGAAUAAUGAAAUUUGGACGAUAAGAAAGCAUAAACUUCUGCCAUGUGAUCAUACUGUGUUUACCAAAAAGCAGAAGAACGCAAUAAGGAUUGAGCUUCGCUUCACAUUGAAAAACUUUAAGUAUAAACAUUUAAGGGCAAACGUGACAUCCUGUUUGUCAUCUCUUUGUGUAAGAUACACGUUUAAAGUUGUAGCAAUUUUGGGUGGAAUUUGAGUUAUUAUCAACGACACCGCAUAUAGGCGAAGUUUCUUUUUAAUCAUUCUAUACUUCCUUUUUUAUAAUCAAUAUGUUACCUAAAAGCAACAUGGGGCUAAAAUCUUUCCAAAAAAGAGAGCACGUUGUUAGCAACAAAAUACAGAAUUAUAAACAACAUUGAAAGUCAAAGUUUUGUGGGUUUUUUUAAGCAACAAGGUUUAUCCAGCAUGCAUUGCACCUUUAGUUAUAAGUAAAUGGUUUGAUAACCUUAAAAAUCAUUGUAGUUCCAUUCCAGUUGUUUUUUAGGUUUUGCUUACUGCGUACUAAGAAAUUAUAUGAGUUUUUAAAAGACAUUGUACGAUAGAAUGAGUUUAUUUAUUUGGUUUAUUUAUUUGUUUAUCACGAUAGAUGUAAAUAUUAUAGUUGAAGAGCGGAAUAUUGCACACAUGAAAAUAUUAGGGUAACUACA